Messenger RNA from Capra hircus (goat), 2287 nucleotides. Its product is annotated as dihydrodiol dehydrogenase 3. Gene Ontology annotation, cellular component: cytosol. The transcript has 10 exons. Lineage: Eukaryota; Metazoa; Chordata; Mammalia; Artiodactyla; Bovidae. Gene Ontology annotation, molecular function: ketosteroid monooxygenase activity; androsterone dehydrogenase [NAD(P)+] activity; bile acid binding. Gene Ontology annotation, biological process: doxorubicin metabolic process; daunorubicin metabolic process; progesterone metabolic process. The record is from RefSeq and is a predicted model, not a curated record. The coding region runs from base 285 to 1256 and encodes 323 amino acids.
UUCCCCUCGAGCUGCAAUAGCCAUUCCAGCUGCUCUUCAGUUUAAGGUUAGAGUUAAGUGGAACAGGCACCAGUUCCCAGGCAGCCCUCAAGUUGGUUGGAACAUUGCACAGUUGGUUUUCUUUGAUCACUCUGGAUUGAGGGAAGCAACUGGGGGCUGAUCAAGAGUGCACUGUCCCAGGCAGGAGGAGGGUACAGUGUAGCUGGGGUGUUACCUUCUUGUUAUUUAUAACCUCUGAAGGCAGAAGAAAAAAUCAAUCUGCUUACUCAGGGGAACAACAGGCAAUGGAUCCCAAAAGCCAGAAGGUGAAGCUUAAUGAUGGCCACUUCAUUCCUGUCCUGGGAUUUGGAACCUACGCACCUCCAGAGGCUGCUAAGAGGGAAGCUCUGGAAAUCACCAAAUUCGCUAUCGAGGUUGGGUUCCGCCAUAUUGACUGUGCUCAUGUGUACCAAAAUGAAGAGCAAGUUGGCCAGGCCAUUCGAAGCAAGAUCGCAGAUGGCACUGUGAAGAGAGAAGACAUAUUCUACACCUCAAAGCUUUGGUUAACUUCCCUUCGACCAGAGUUGGUCCGACCAGCCUUGGAAAAAUCACUGAAAAAUCUUCAACUGGACUAUGUUGAUCUCUAUAUUAUUCAUAUUCCAGUGGCUCUGAAGCCAGGGGAGGAAUUAUUUCCAAAAGAUGAAAAUGGAAAACUGAUAUUUGACUCAGUGGAUCUCUGUCUUACAUGGGAGGCCCUGGAGAAGUGUAAGGAUGCAGGGCUGACCAAGUCCAUCGGGGUGUCCAACUUCAACCACAAGCAGCUGGAGAAGAUCCUGAACAAGCCGGGGCUCAAGUACAAGCCCGUCUGCAACCAGGUGGAAUGUCACCCUUAUCUCAAUCAGAGCAAACUGUUGGAUUUCUGCAAGCCACAUGGUAUCGUUCUUGUUGCCUUUGGUGCUCUGGGAUCCCAACGUGUAAAAGAAUGGGUGAACCUGAACCACCCCGUUCUCUUGGAGGACCCAGUUCUUUCUGCCAUUGCCCAAAAGCACAAGCAAACCCCAGCUCUGGUUGCUCUUCGCUACCAGAUACAACGUGGGGUUGUGGUUCUGACCAAGAGUUUCAACAAGAAGCGGGUCAAAGAGAACAUACAGGUGUUUAACUUUGAGCUGAGUCCAGAAGACAUGAAAGCAAUUGAUGGCCUCAACAGAAAUAGGAGAUACUAUGAAUUUUUACCUGGUGUUGGUCACCCUGAGUAUCCAUUCUCUGAAGAAUAUUGACUCUCAACUCUCACUGAGAUUCUUCGAGAAUUUCUUGCAUCUAGGGUGGUGAAGAUUUUUGUACUUGGUGGAGGUACUUAAAUGAAGUGUCUGUGCUGGGAGCCAGCGUGAGGAAUCCCGUCCAUGGCAAAGGUCAUGAGGAAGUUGGCCUGACAAUACGCAAAGGCAUGAUCAAGCCUCAGGGGUCUCCCUGGAGAUUCUCGAGCAUCUACCCCUGAAACCAAAAUCUGUCUGUUAUACUACACUCUUCUGACAUUAACAAGGGGCUAUCCCCAACCACCUUUCUCUGGAAAAUUAACUUAGAGCUCCAGAUAAUAGUCUCCUGCAUAUAAAAAGAGUGUCUCAGGUCAAACCUCUCUGCUGGCAGACUAGCUUGUGUGACAGGAUUAUCCACACUCUUGCUACUAUGUACAUGAUUGUUUACAAUCUCUCAACCAUAAACAGCACAGAGAGUUUGGAGUGUUUUGAAAGUCUUAGUUAGCAUAGGGUUUUUCUAAAGAUAAAAAUCAUGUUGGUGAAGUGUUUCAUUACUGAGUUAAUGAUUGCUUCCAGGCCUCCAUAUCCUUAGGCACCUGGGAGUAUGUUAAUCAAUGUAAUUGGAAUGUAGGAAAAGAAAUAUAGUAGUUUUGAUGUUAGCAAUACUAGACUUUUGAGUUAAUGAAUUUUCUCUUUGUUAUAGAUCACUGUACUCCUCUUUCUUUGUUAUAAAUCAUUGUGUCCUUGCUAUGUAAGAAUGUAACUUUAUCAGUGUCUUAAGACUAAGUAAUCUUAAGGGAAAACAAGUUUUCUGAUUGACUAACCUUUAUCAAUAGAAAGAAAGGUGGGGCCAUAAAAUGUUAAUCGGUCUCCAGAAGAUAUUGUAAACAAACGUAAGACCCUUGUAAGAACAAAGAUAUGCUGAGAACACUAUCUUUAGAUAAGGGUCGGAGCAGCUGACACUGCGUGACUCUGUUUCUUACAUUUAUCUCUAUGUACAACUAAAAGUAUAAAAGUGGACCUGGAAAAUAAAGAAAUGGACCAAUUCCUGGAAA